Molecule: messenger RNA, 985 nt
Organism: Strigops habroptila (Kakapo)
Lineage: Eukaryota; Metazoa; Chordata; Aves; Psittaciformes; Psittacidae
Product: vacuolar protein sorting-associated protein 45-like
Exons: 2
Coding region: 355-735 (126 amino acids)
Biological process (GO): vesicle-mediated transport
Source: RefSeq, a predicted model, not a curated record
UAAGGGGAACGCGGUCCGGCCCCUCCGCUUCUCGCCUCGAUGGGGGCGGUUCCCUUCGACCCGUUACAGGCUCAGCCCGGCUUGGGAUGGAGGAACCCCAAAGCUCGUCUGAAGCCGUGGGCAGGACGCCCUCGACUGGAGCAGGUUGCUCCAGCUCCUGUGUCCAACCUGGCCUUGAACACUGCCCCAUUCCUACUUGCUCCGGUAGGAAGAGCACAAAUGGAAGCAGGUACAAGUUCUGAAGCAAAUGAACGCGAAGCAGAAGAGCUCCAGGUGGGUUUGUGCUGCAGUCGAGUCCUCCAGCCCCGCUCCCAGCGGGUGAUGUUCUGGGAGAUGAGCUGAAGCGGCCUCUAGAUGUCACCGCCGCUCUGCGGUGCUGCGAGAGGGGACGUGGUGCUGCUGCUUCGGGCUGGGUUUUGCCAGAGGGAAGCCUGGCGAGAGCAUUCCAAUGGGUUCUUGUGUGUUCCGUGUCCCGCCCGACUGUUCUCUCCCAGUUGUUCUCUUCCAGACUUCAGCAACGUGAUCAGUAAGAGUGAUGUCAAGUCUUUAGCUGAGGCUGAUGAACAGGAGGUUGUGGCUGAAGUUCAGUGGAUGUACCAGGCGAUGGUUCACGAGCUGCUGGGGAUUAACAACAACCGCAUCGACCUCUCCCGGGUGCCGGGGAUGAGCCAAGACCAGCGGGAGGUGGUGCUGUCUGUGGAGAACGACGAGUUCUACGCCAGUGUAGGUUCCUAGUGGGACCUUAAUGGCUUCAGCCUGCCAGAGGGGAGGCUGAGAUGAGCUCUUAGGCAGAAGUUCUUCCCUGUGAGGGUGCUGAGGCGCUGGCAGAGGGUGCCCACGGGUUGGACCAAGACCCAAGGGUGUGUUUUCAAGGGGGGUUUCAGCACAAAUAUCCCUUGGUGCUGAACCCUGCAGCCACCCAGCAGCAAUGGCCCCAAGCUGCUCCUGAGAGCCAGGAGCUGGAACCGUGUGCUCGUUGCUGAGU